UCCUAGUCUAUCCCAAGUUUCAUGAUAAGAAAGACUUGCACCUCUUUGAAAAAUCAAUUCUUGUCACAAAUCAAGAAGAGAGUAAAUAGUGCUUAGCUGACUCAUACACUGUUUGUGAUUCACGGUCAGGAUAAAUCGAUCAAGUUGUGCGUUCAUCAGACCUUCAAAAUUGGCAGUACAAACAACUCCAGCAGAGAACCAAAUUAGAAAAAAUAAAGGUAAAAACUUUCGAUUAAAUUUAAGAAAAUUCCAGGCAAGAGUGGUGGGGGUAAGUUUUAAUUGAUUUUCCAAUAUUUCUAGAAGAUGGGCUUUUCUUGGAAUGUACUUUUUCUUCUAGUCUUGGAAUUUUAAUCAGUGAAUAUUAUUUAUUUAUUUUGCCUUUUUUCCGCUGGAAUUUGUUUCAAAUCAAUCUCACAGCAAGUGUAUCUGGAAUUCAACUACGCCUGCUAUAUAUCACAUAUCUUGGUUUAUUUCUGUUCAGAAGUAUAAGAGUAAAUAUCUGAUCCGAGACGGGAUAAAUCAUUGAAUGAUACGAUAACUUUCUUUUCCCUGACAAUUAAAAGUGAACCAUGUCUUUAGUCAGACCUGCUGCAUUGUUUGGAAAUCAUGAACGUCAUUCACUGUGUGAAGGCAAUGAUUCCUCUGGCUUAUCAACAUCUGUAUUUAACUCGGACAAUCAAGGUAUAGUUUAUACCACUGAAUCUUGCAGAAGUGAGAGUUUUGAUCAGAAGUACUUCUUCGACUCCCCAUCAGAAGAACUUGUACACACAUCUGACUCCGAUGUCCUGAAAAAUGCAUUUCACCGGUCACAUUCCUCCUCUUUUGUGGUGUCGUAUGAUUUUGAUUACGAAUCAGAAUAUAUAAAUGGCCAAAGUCCGGAUGCUGUAGAAUAUGAUGAAGAUAAGAUAAAGUUGAAACUUCAAGAACUUGAGACAGUGCUUCUUGAUGAUAAUGCUACCAACGUUGAUGAUGCUGCUGCUUUUGGUACUGAUCAUAAUAUGGAAAUAGAUGGUGAAUGGUCCGACCAGAUCCUUAAUGGGUUGCUUCAUGAAUCGCCUAAGGAAUCUUCAUCAUCAGUUUCGAAUCCUAGUAGCAUCAGCAGCAGUAAGGAAAUAUCAAUUACCAAUUUGCAAACUCCAAAGCGCUUGCUUUUUGAAUGUGCUGCUGCAAUCCGAGUUGGGAAUUUUGAGGAAGCGUCAUUGAUGAUCAGUUAUCUCAGGCAGAAGGUCUCUAUCCAGGGAGAUCCGUCUGAAAGGAUCGCAGCCUAUAUGGUAGAAGCACUGACAGCCCGGAUGGCUACCUCUGGGAAGGGUCUUUAUAAAGCUCUAAAAUGCAAAGAACCCCCAUCUUCUCUUCGACUUUCUGCAAUGCAAGUCCUCUUUGAGGGUUGCCCGUGCUUCAGAUUUGGAUUCACAGCAGCAAAUGGUGCCAUUUUAGAGGCAUUUAAAGAUGAAACUAGAGUGCAUAUCGUAGAUUUUGACAUUAACCAAGGAAGUCAGUAUUACACGCUGCUGCAAACAAUGGCUAAAAUUCCUGGUAAUCGACCUCUCGUGAGAUUAACUGGAGUGGAUGACCCUGAAUCAGUUCAACGUUCUGUGGGAGGCCUAAAAGUCAUUGGGCAACGACUUGAGCAACUUGCUGAAGAUCUUCAGCUUUCAUUUGAAUUUCAAGCUGUGGCUGCUGAAACUGCUUUAGUUUCUCCAUCAAUGCUCAAUUGUCAACCCGGAGAAGCUCUAAUCGUGAACUUUGCAUUCCAGCUCCACCACAUGCCAGACGAGAGCGUAUCGACAGUAAACCUACGGGAUCAGCUUCUCCGUAUGGUCAAAGGCUUGAACCCAAAACUAGUUACCGUUGUUGAACAAGAUGUGAAUACGAAUACAGCCCCAUUCUUACCAAGAUUUGCUGAAGCCUACAAUUACUACUUUGCUGUGUUUGAAUCUCUUGAUGCAACUCUCCCACGGAAUAGUCAAGACCGAAUGAACGUAGAGAAACAUUGUCUGGCACGUGACAUCGUUAACAUUGUUGCAUGUGAGGGGGAGGAAAGAAUAGAACGGUACGAGGUUGCUGGAAAAUGGAGGGCAAGGAUGAGAAUGGCUGGUUUCAAUCCUUGUCCAAUUAGUCAAAAUGUGAGCACUGAAAUUCGAAAGGUCAUAAAGCAGUAUUCGAACAGAUUCAAGGUGAAAGAGGAGACGGGGGCCCUCCAUUUCGGAUGGGAAGACAAAAUCUUGAUAGUCACUUCUGCAUGGAGGUAAAACACUCAUAAUUUGGUCGAAGGAAGAAAAAGUUUUGGUGCAGUUGCACUUGCUUUUUAGUCGCAUGUGACUUUUUGACCCUGUUUUUUUGGAUAAUUUGAUACAUAAUAGAGGUAAUGUAUGAUCAAAGCAGUUGAUGAAAACUUCCAACUUUUGUGCUACUGUAGGUCCUUAACAGUAUUUAGAUGUGUAAUUGUAGACUUCUAUGCGCCACCUCUUGUUCGAAAUUUACUUAAAGAUCUACCAUUGGUUAUCCA
Messenger RNA from Olea europaea var. sylvestris, 2509 nucleotides. Its product is annotated as scarecrow-like protein 1. The transcript has 2 exons. Lineage: Eukaryota; Viridiplantae; Streptophyta; Magnoliopsida; Lamiales; Oleaceae. Bases 570 to 2252 code for a protein of 560 amino acids. Gene Ontology annotation, biological process: regulation of DNA-templated transcription. The record is from RefSeq and is a predicted model, not a curated record. Gene Ontology annotation, molecular function: DNA-binding transcription factor activity; sequence-specific DNA binding. Gene Ontology annotation, cellular component: nucleus.